AUGGAAGGUAAUAAAGACGAAGCACUACGAUGUCUAAAAAUAGCACGAGAUCAUUUAGCAUCAGGAAAUAUACCUGGCGCGAUUAAAUUUGCACAAAAGUCAAUAAAUUUAUUCCCGACAACUGAAGCACAAACAUUUCUUAAACAAACUGAGUCUAAAAAAACAUCAAGCAAUCGAGAAAAUAACGAUCGUCAGACGUCAUCGCCAAGUACUUCUAGAGAACAUAGAGAACAUAGACAAGGAAGACAAAUAGGUGAAUACACUACUGAACAAGCUGAGGCUGUCAAACGAAUAAGGGCCUGUAGAACGCAUGAUUACUAUGCUAUAUUGGGAAUAAGCAAAGAUGCUACUGAUUCAGAGGUUAAAAAGGCAUAUCGAAAGUUGGCUCUACAAAUGCAUCCUGAUAAAAAUGCUGCUCCUGGUGCAGAUGAGGCAUUUAAAAUGGUUAGCAAGGCUUUCCAAAUACUCAGCGAUCCGCAAAAGCGUGCCAUAUUUGACGAACAUGGUGCUGACCCCGAUUCACGAAGUAGUGGAAUGCCAUCUGGUUUUAGAAGCUUUAAUAAUGGAUUUGGAAACGGUGCUGUUUACGCUGAAGAUAUUUCUCCAGAAGAGAUAUUUAAUAUGUUUUUCGGUGGGGAUGGCUUUCAUUCAGCGACCUUUGUUGGUCCUGGAUUCAGUGCACGGAGGUUUCAGCCACGCAGACAAUCACCAAAUGGAGAAGGAGCUCGAGAACAACACACCUCCCCAUUACUUUCAUUUUUUCAACUUUUACCUCUUAUCCUCCUCUUCUUAUUCUCUUUCUCUUCAAGUUGGUUUUCUCCUGCACCAGAACCAAUGCCAUCAUAUUCCUUUCAAUCAAAUGGAUAUCAUACAGAAAACAGAUUUACUCAUUCACUACAAGUUCCAUAUUUUGUUGAACCUCAUCAAUUUUCAUCUAUUGAACAAAUUCCACGAAAAUUACGUAUAUUUGAAGAUAAUAUAGAAAUUGCAUAUGUAAAAAAAUUACAAUAUGAUUGUAAUACUGAGUCAGCGAUAAGACAACGCAUGAUAAAUGAUGCCAAGGGGUGGGUAUUUCCUGAUGAGGAGAAAUUAAAGGAUGCGCAAGCAAUAAAAUUACCAAGUUGUGAGAGACUUGUGGAACUUAGUAGAUCGAAAAGGUAUAAAGAAAUUCAACGAUUGGCAAGAAGCUGA
Molecule: messenger RNA, 1191 nt
Organism: Dentiscutata heterogama
Lineage: Eukaryota; Fungi; Glomeromycota; Glomeromycetes; Diversisporales; Gigasporaceae
Source: the annotation of a GenBank genome assembly